AUGAAAAGAAACGAUAAAGAAUGGAAGACAACUAUUGAUGCGAUGGAGAGGAUCUUAAGGCAGUUGGAAGCUUUAGGUGACAAUCUGGAGCAUCCAGUAUCGAGAGUAUCAUGGAAAGCAAGUUGCCUGUCUGGAUAUUGGAUCGAAUACUUCAGGCUAAGGCACAGACAGAAAGGUGAUCUGUAUACCAAUUUAGAAAAUUACUUGUUGGACAUAGUAGGAAGAAGUAAUAAAGUCGUUAGACCCCAAGCCGCGACAGCAACAAAAACAAUUGAAUAUAGGAAACCUUCUAAAUUUGUAUACAAAGGCGAAACUUCAGCAGUCAAAUCAACCGAACCAGCUGAUCUGAA
Acanthocheilonema viteae is the source of this 350-nucleotide messenger RNA. Lineage: Eukaryota; Metazoa; Nematoda; Chromadorea; Rhabditida; Onchocercidae. The record is from the annotation of a GenBank genome assembly.